ACGCGCGGUGGCGGCGGUGGGAAGAUGGCGGCGCCCGGUGGCAGUGGUGGCGCUGGUGGCGGCGGCUUCCGCGCGGGCCCGGGCCCCGAGCGCCCGAACAGCAUGGCCGACAAGAACGGGGCCCUCAAGUGUACCUUCUCAGCCCCUGGCCACAGCACCAGCCUCCUGCAGGGCCUCGCCGCCCUCCGCGCCCAGGGCCAGCUCCUGGAUGUCGUGCUUACCAUCAACCAAGAGACCUUUCACGCGCACAAGGUGGUCCUGGCCGCCUGCAGCGACUACUUCAGGGCCAUGUUCACGGGUGGCAUGAGGGAGACGAGCCAGGACGUUAUUGAGCUGAAGGGUGUGUCGGCCCGCGGCCUGCGGCACAUCAUCGACUUUGCCUACAGUGCCGAGGUGACACUGGACCUGGACUGUGUGCAGGACGUGCUGGGUGCAGCCGUGUUCCUGCAGAUGCUGCCCGUGGUGGAGCUGUGUGAGGAGUUCCUCAAGGCCGCCAUGAGCGUGGAGACCUGCCUCAACAUUGGCCACAUGGCCACCACCUUCAGCCUGGCCUCGCUCAAGGAAUCGGUGGACACCUUCACCUUCCGGCACUUCCUGCAGAUUGCCGAGGAGGAGGACUUCCUGCACCUGCCGCUGGAGCGCCUCGUCUUCUUCCUGAAGAGCAACCGGCUGCAGAGCUGUGCCGAGAUUGACCUGUUCCGUGUGGCCGUCCGCUGGCUGCAGCACGACCCCGCCCGGCGGCUGCGCGCCAGCCACGUGCUCUGCCACAUCCGCUUCCCGCUCAUGCGGUCCUCAGACCUGGUGGACAGCGUGCAGACGCUAGACAUCAUGGUGGAGGACGUGCUGUGCCGCCAGUACCUGCUGGAGGCCUUCAACUACCAGGUGCUCCCCUUCCGGCAGCAUGAGAUGCAGUCGCCGCGCACAGCCGUGCGCUCGGAUGUGCCCUCGCUGGUUGCCUUCGGUGGCACGCCCUACACUGACAGCGACCGCUCGGUCAGCAGCAAGGUGUACCAGCUGCCCGAGCCGGGGUCCCGCCACUUCCGUGAGCUGACGGAGAUGGAGGUAGGCUGCAGCCACACGUGUGUAGCCGUGCUGGACAACUUCGUGUACGUGGCCGGGGGUCAGCACCUGCAGUAUCGCAGUGGCGAGGGCGCCGUGGACUCCUGCUACCGCUAUGACCCCCACCUGAACCGCUGGCUGCGCCUGCAGGCCAUGCAGGAGAGCCGAAUCCAGUUCCAGUUGAACGUGCUGUGCGGCAUGGUAUACGCCACGGGCGGCCGCAACCGGGCCGGCAGCCUGGCCUCAGUUGAGAGGUACUGCCCGCGGCGCAAUGAGUGGGGCUACGCCUGCUCACUGAAGCGCCGCACAUGGGGCCACGCGGGUGCCUCAUCUGGGGGCCGCCUCUACAUCUCGGGCGGCUACGGCAUUUCGGUGGAGGACAAGAAGGCCCUGCACUGCUACGACCCCGAGGCCGACCAGUGGGAGUUCAAGGCUCCCAUGAGCGAGCCCCGAGUGCUCCACGCCAUGGUGGGUGCCGGCGGCCGCAUCUACGCCCUCGGUGGCCGCAUGGACCACGUUGACCGCUGCUUCGAUGUGCUGGCUGUGGAGUACUACGUGCCCGAAACAGACCAGUGGACCAGUGUGAGCCCCAUGCGGGCCGGACAGUCAGAGGCCGGCUGCUGCCUGCUGGACAGGAAGAUCUACAUCGUUGGGGGCUACAACUGGCGUCUCAACAAUGUGACAGGCAUUGUGCAGGUGUACAACACCGAGACGGAUGAGUGGGAGCGCGACCUGCACUUCCCGGAAUCCUUUGCCGGCAUCGCCUGUGCCCCCGUCCUGCUGCCCCGGGCCAGGACCAGGAGGUAG
This is a messenger RNA of Lipotes vexillifer (Yangtze River dolphin), 1866 nucleotides long. RefSeq names its product kelch like family member 26 (gene KLHL26). Gene Ontology annotation, molecular function: protein binding. The coding region runs from base 25 to 1866 and encodes 613 amino acids. NCBI's taxonomy places the organism in Eukaryota, Metazoa, Chordata, Mammalia, Artiodactyla, Lipotidae. The record is from RefSeq and is a predicted model, not a curated record. The transcript is spliced from 4 exons.